Molecule: messenger RNA, 503 nt
Organism: Anoplophora glabripennis (Asian longhorned beetle)
Lineage: Eukaryota; Metazoa; Arthropoda; Insecta; Coleoptera; Cerambycidae
Exons: 3
Biological process (GO): regulation of transcription by RNA polymerase II
Cellular component (GO): transcription regulator complex; nucleus
Source: RefSeq, a predicted model, not a curated record
AUGUUUAACAAAGACAAAUUUAUUAAGUGUAUACAAGACCAUCCCUCGAUAUGGAAAAGGGGUUGUAAAGAGUACACUGAUCGUAAUUUAAAGGAAGACAGUUGGAUUGCUAUAGGAGAAAUAAUGUUCGACGCAUGGGAUGAAAUAUCAGAUGAAGAAAAGCAAGAACAAGUGAAAGAGAUGAAAACUAAAUGGAGACAUAUGAGGGAUAGUUUCGGUAAAUACAUGAAUCAGGUAAAUAAUGGAGAUCCGGUUGUAAAGAAGAAGAAGUAUAUGUACGCCGACGCACUAUCGUUCUUACUUCAAUCGUUAAACAGAAGAAGGAAGUCGGGAAAGGCUACUCAUCAAAACCAAGAAGACGACGGGACCCAAUUCUCUUAUGAAAAUGAUGAAGUCAGUGGAACUGACGAGGAUAUAGUAGAGACUGUGUUACUUACCGAUUUAAUAAAAGAGUCCAAAUCAAAGCUGCCCGCUCUAGAGCCAGGUCUGACGAUCUUAAGAUU